UGCUGCACGGUGGCGGGCCUGGUCGCGCCAGGCUGGGGGUUGUUUUUGUAAAUGUGAGAAUCGCAAAAGGAGUAAAUUAGAGAGCUACAAAAGAGGCGAAGGGAGUCUUUAAACGAAGGAGUUACAUGAGGUUCUUGGGAUUUCUCCUGGCCAGCAUGAGUGCUUCCCAGAUUCCAAACCCCUCUUCCUUCUGCAGUUGAUGACUUGGGAGAUGAGCCAGUGAUGGCAGACAGUGUCAGGACCUUCCUUUAUGGUGUUGCAACGGGGAUUAAGGAUUCCAUUCUCGGGAUCGGGACCAUCUCCAAGCUAGAUGCCCGCAUUCAGCAGAAGAGGGAGGAGCAGAGGCGGCGGCGGGCCAGUGGCGCGCUGGCGCAGAGGCGGGCGCAGAGCGAGGAGCGCCGGCAGGAAAGUGAUCCCAAGUUAGCCAGCCGGAUUCUGCAGUGCUGUGCGUGGAAUGGAGGCGUUUUCUGGCUCAGUCUAUUCCUUUUCUACCGGGUGUUUAUCCCACUUCUUCAGACUCUUACGGCAAGAAUUAUCGGCGACCCCUCUUUACACGGCGACGUCUGGUCCUGGCUCGAGUUCAUCCUGACGUCCGUGUUCAGUGCCCUCUGGGUGCUGCCUCUCUUCGUGCUCAGUAAAAUUGUCAACGCCAUUUGGUUCCAGGAUAUUGCGGAUCUUGCGUUUGAGGUGUCAGGCCGGAAACCUCAGCCCUUUCCCAGUGUCAGUAAGAUCAUUGCUGACAUGCUGUUCAACCUCCUGCUGCAAGCGCUCUUCCUCAUUCAGGGUAUGAUCGUCAGCCUCUUCCCCAUCGAUGUGGUUGGUCAGAUGAUCAGCCUUCUCCACAUGUCCCUGCUCUACUCUCUGUACUGCUUUGAGUACCGCUGGUUCAACCACGGUAUCGAGAUGCACCAGCGGCUCUCAAACAUAGAGAGAAACUGGCCCUACUACUUUGGUUUUGGUUUGCCAAUGGCUCUUCUCACUGCCCUGCCAUCUUCCUAUAUCAUCAGUGGCUGCCUGUUCUCAAUCCUCUUCCCUCUCUUCAUCAUCAGCGCAAAUGAGGCCAAGAGUCCUGUCAAACCUUAUCACUUUCAGCUGCGUCUGUUCUCCCUGGUGGUCCUCAUCAGCAACAAGCUGUUCCACAAGACCAUGAACCUGCAGUCUUCGCUCACGGCCGCGGCCCCCUGCGAGCGGCUGGCCUCUCCCCGCGCCUCCCCGGCCCGCCAGCGCCCCCUGCUGGCACAGUGAGGAGAGCAGGGAAGGGCAGCCUGGACAACGACACACUCCACGUGGCCCUACCGGGGGUCCCGGGCUUCAGACCACUCAGGCAAAACAAGGUCUCAAUGGCUCUAGUUUCAUUUCCUGGAAUUGUUUGUUGUUGUUGUUGUUGUUGUUGUUGUUGUUGUUGUUGUUGUUUUUUAGACUGAUUCACGCUGGAGGGUUUUCUCGUCCUGUUUGAAAUGAAUUAGGAGCAGACGUUCUUUUUUUUUUUUUCCAAGAAAAUGCUACGGUUUGGACUGCUCUGUGCCUGAGACCGCUUGUGUUUCGUUUUCCAAGGGGGCGGGUGGUGUGAGGAGUGUGCAGAAAAUGUGCCAUUAUGCCCAUGUUAAUAGUAUUGUUCCAGCUGACGAAAGCACAGACACCACUUGUGCACAAGCAGAUGUGCAGACUUUUUGUUUUUCUUCCGUUUGCUUGUUUACAUGCUGAAGCUUCUAACCUGCAAACUCCACCCGGUGGUCACAGCUAACCCAGGAUCAAGCGGACUAGGAAAUCAAACUCAGACGUCCAUGUGUUGUGUGCAAUAGUCUAGUUCGUGCUGCGCUAGUACCAAGGAGCAGGGAAAUUAGGUAAAAGCGAGCGUUACUUAAAGUACACCAAAAAAGCCAUCCAGAUGUCCUGUUGGUGGUGUCACAGACGGAAACACAUAGGCUGUAGUAUUACUGUGAAGUUGCCUCCAAGCAUUUUCUUUGCCUGCCAAGAUGUGUGUUUGGUGACGUGCUGUCUUAAAAGAGGAAUGGAUGCAAGCAGGUCUUUCCUUCAGUAAUUUUAGGGUGGCAUCUUUAUGGGAUGUCAGCGUUCUAAGUACUUUAAUGGUCUGGGUGUUGAUAUGGCAGUUUUCUCUCUAUUUGGAUCAGACUGCGGUUUGGUUUUCUUUUUUAAUACCAUUCUGAACUUCUGCACAAAUUCAGGGAUUUAGCAACUGCAGUGGACCUGAAGUUCCCCAGACCAUACUCUGUUCCCAUGUAGUAAAAAAAAACUCCGAAGAUGAAGACAUCUUCUGUUGGCUCUGGGGAAGAAAUCUUUAUCCUCUUCAGCCCCUGGCGCUGAUCUGGACUUGUGGAAGAUGACUUUUUCCCUCCUUCCGACCCUAACGUUUGUGUAGUGACAUGUGGAAGUACUUGAAGUGGGUGGUGAUGACAUUGAAAGAGAGACUAUUUUCCUUCACGUGAGAAUUACACUGUAUGUUGUUAUUUUAAAUAAAAACUGUAUAAGGAUUGUCUUGAGGGAAAAAAAACAGUUUGUCUGUUGUCCAGGAAUAAGAUUAAAGACUUUCAAUGACCCUA
Molecule: messenger RNA, 2561 nt
Organism: Lepisosteus oculatus (spotted gar)
Lineage: Eukaryota; Metazoa; Chordata; Actinopteri; Semionotiformes; Lepisosteidae
Gene: ei24
Product: EI24 autophagy associated transmembrane protein
Biological process (GO): macroautophagy
Cellular component (GO): endoplasmic reticulum
Source: RefSeq, a predicted model, not a curated record